Molecule: messenger RNA, 3202 nt
Organism: Schistosoma mattheei
Lineage: Eukaryota; Metazoa; Platyhelminthes; Trematoda; Strigeidida; Schistosomatidae
Source: the annotation of a GenBank genome assembly
AUUACUGUUCUGUUAAGUGACAGAUUUAAAUACUACGUUACAUUUUGUAACGGAGCUAUUUGCGCUGUGGUUUUUAUGAAUAUAGAUCUCUUCAACUGGUUUUAUUGCGCGGCGAAAUUUAAAGUUUAUGGAAGUUUUUGGGCCGCAUCACUGUAGACGAAAUGUAUUCAGUCGCAGACAUUGACUUAAUUGAAGAUCGUUAUUAUAGAGAUUUACCAAGCUCUAAACAUAAUCUGUCUUUUGCUGGCUGCGGCUUUCUCGGAUUGUAUCAUAUAGGCGUUUGUUGCUGUAUUAAACGUUUCGCACCCCAUCUAUAUCAAAACAAACCAGUAUCUGGAACUAGUGCUGGUGCAUUAGCCGCGGCUUGUUUAGUAUGUGAUUUGGAUAUGGAUGUAUGCGUCCGGCAUAUUUGUAAACUUAUUGAAAAUACGAGACGAUUUACACUUGGUCCAUUUGAUCCACGAUAUAAAAUAAGCGAAUAUUUAAAAGAUGGCUUAUCUCAGUUAUUGCCACCAGAUGCUCAUGUUUUAUGCUCUGAUCGUCUUUCGAUAUCGUUAACAUGCUUCACCACGCGAAAAAACAUAAUCGUCCGAAAGUAUAAAAAUAGGGAUGAGGUAAUCCAAGCUCUGCUGUGUUCUGCGUAUAUUCCUAUUUUUAGCGGGUUUGUUCCAUUAACGUUUAGAGGUCAGCUUGUGGUCGAUGGCGGUUUAUCAAACAAUUUACUUAGCAUAAACCAACAAACUAUUAAAGUUAGUCCAUUCGCUGGUGAUUCGGAUAUAUGUCCGUUGGAAUCAAAAUGGGGCCCACAGUAUCAUAGGGCUCAGCCACAAAAGUACGAAGAUGUGUUAGGCUCAAUCUCAUUACUGAAUCUUUCAAUGAGCUUCAACUUAACAAAUAUUAAACGUUUAGUGGGAAUGGUGUGGCCAAUGUCUCCUGAUCAGUUGGUUAACUUAGCUAACCAAGGUUAUGAUGAUGCAUUACGGUUUUUAAUUACACGUGGUUUUAUUGCUUGUCGUAUACAUCAAACUCCGAGAGAAUUUUCAAAUAUUUCUCGAGUGAAAUCAAGAAACUCUCCACGGAUUCGUCGGUUACAUAGUUGUGAUUCACUUGUAUCUAGUAAAAUACAUAGUGAUUCAGAUCGUAAUCGAAAUCGCUCCUCUGAAACAAGUUCAGUUGUUCAAAAGAUCAAAUCCUCUAAAUGUAUCGGUUCUGCACCAAAAAAAUUAAUUCAUGGUUCUGGAAUCGGUUUAAACGUAGCUCACUGCUGUGCAUGUCGAAGUGAAUUGUAUAAGGCGAUUAACUCUUCGUUUCCCUCUUCAUUGAAUUCACUGAUCAGAGAUGGGACAAAAAUUUCACAAUCAUAUUUAAAUUUUGUUCAAAGUCAUCUUUGGGUGUAUGGAUCAUCUUUAUGCUCAUUUAGUUUUAAACUGUUUGGGUUUCCUCUCAGGUUACAAAUCAAAUUUCUAAUAUAUGUUAUUUCCAGAUGUGUAGGGGCUUUGGAACAAUCCCAUAUUGGUACUUAUCACUUACUCAGUUUAUUGGAUCUUUUAAAAGAGUCUCAGUGGUAUCUUGAAACAAUGAACGAAACAGAACAAACUUCGACUAGUACACUAAAUAAAUCAAUUGGUAAAACGAUACCAAUGUCCUUAGAUUCAGAUGCCAGGAAGAAAUGUCAUCGAUUUUCUACAAACAGUCACCCAGUUAUUGCAAUGAUAAAUUCAAUUUUUUGGAAGGGAGCUGAUAGUUUAAGCGGUUUGAUUUUACGAUUAAAUUCGUUUGAGUUACCAACAGCCAGCGACUGUGGAUUAGAAUUACUAUCUUACUCAUUACAAAAGGUUAUAUUGGUCUUGAGUUUUCUAUCGGUGGGUUACGGGUUCGAAUCUCCUACUUGCAAACACUAUUCAAGUAUGGUGUUAAUACACUGACAAGAUUAUCACUACCUUCGAGUCCGCUGACCUUUGGAUACAGGUCUUUGACAAAUAAUGCGUUUGAAUCAGCGUUUACUUCUAUAUGUUAGAUUAUAUAUAACUGUCAUAUGAACCGAUAACAGCACGUUAUUGUAUGUAAAGGAUUUUUAUUAUUACCCUCUAUUCUAGACUCUGUAAAUGAUUUACUGACGGUGGCUUUGUAAAACAGAACUUUCAAUUCAGUCUUUUCCGCCUUUUUAAUUCAUUUGUGGGAGUAUUAUUUGACCUCACGAUGCCUUUCGAAAUUGAUUUUUAUAUUGAUAUUUAUUUCCACAAGGUAUAGAUUAACAAUUAAUCUUGGUACAUCAUGGUACUUCUUAAUUUCGAGGUAUGAGACUACUACUGGUUCACUCAUUAAUGAUUUAUUGACAUAAUUUAUAAUAAGUCAUUUUAAGAUGUUUUGUUAAGUUGAUUUGUACAUGUCUAAGCUUUUUUACUAUUUUGUACGAUUUCAAUAGUGUCAUUCUUUAAUUAAAUUGAUCAUUAGUUAUCUCUCGCCCUCAUAAUACAAGGAAAUCACUUGGUUUAUCAUUUUAUUUUUGUACCCAGAGUAUCGCUAAUCCGUGUUUGCUACCUAUGGAUGAUAUUGAGUCAGAUAUCAGUCAGGCAGAUCGUGGAUGUAAAACAGAAAAUGACGACAGUGGAAUUUGUUAUACACCAAGUAAUUCAGUUUUAGCAAACAAGUUUUUAUCAGCCGAUAAUGUAGAUAUUGACUCCAGCACACCUUAUUCAGAAUUUUAAAUGUGAGGAAGUGUUAAAGAUCAUUUCUUUUCAACUAGUCAUAAUUUGUUUUUGUUUCGAAUCCUAACUAACCCGUUAUCUAUAUAUUUUCAAGUGAUUUUGAUCUAUAUAUUUUUCUAUUUGUUUCUUCAUUUUUUGGCUAUAAAUGAUUUAAACUGAGCAUAAAUUUUUGGUUUCGUUAGUUAAUAACAAAAUUAUGUUCUUUUCAAACAUCUAGCACUUUGAAUUAUUCCACAAAAUACAAUCCAACUGUUUCUGCAGUAAAGUUUUGUUAUAUGACGUAUGUUGGACAUUUUAUAAAACCUAUUGCGCAUUAUUUAGUACAUAAUAAAUAUAUAGGGAAUUUUGUAGGCAUUUUGUUCGACGUUUCUCAUAGAUUAUUUUAAAUACCGUUAUAAUCUUAAAUUUCUAAUCUGUUUAGAUUGAUAUGUUUGCUAAAAAUCCUAAUCUGUUAAGUGCUAUAGUUUUGCACCACAAUAUACAGUUGCAACUUU